This is a messenger RNA of Lasiodiplodia theobromae, 786 nucleotides long. RefSeq lists its product as uncharacterized. The transcript has 2 exons. The coding region runs from base 1 to 786 and encodes 261 amino acids. Lineage: Eukaryota; Fungi; Ascomycota; Dothideomycetes; Botryosphaeriales; Botryosphaeriaceae. The record is from RefSeq and is a predicted model, not a curated record.
AUGCUCGCCCUCGCCAACCCGCGCCCCGCCGCCACCAGUGCCAACGGGUCUCGAAGCGGCUGCCGCCCACGGUCCCGCCGUUCAUCGACGCUGCCCUCGCACCUCCUCUCCGGUUACGCUAACGGGCCCGAUGCCGGCCACGCACCCAGUCGCCUGAUGCGCGCCAUGACAACGAGCACACGUGGCAGCCACCGGAGCCACGGCGGUGGUGGUGGUUCUGGAUGUGGCGUCGGUGCCUCGGCUGAGGAAGACGGCGAGGCCGAUAGCGCCGCUGCGUCGUUCGAGAACGUGUUGAUCGGCGGCGGCUGGGGCUGGAACGGAGGCGACGACGACGACGACGAUGCGAUACCGCUGGUGCCGCUAGCGCAGGCGCAGUCGAAAGCUGGGGGUAAGAUGAAGGGCAGGAUGAUGGAGCUGGAGCAGGACGACGAUCAGCAGAAGGAGAACACCAGCAGCGGUCGCAGGAGGAAGAGAGUGUAUCGAUACGUCAGCCACGGGAUUGGGGGCGCAGGAAACUUCCGCAGAGUCUUGACCAGCUUCCGCUCCGACAUCACCACCACGGACCCGAGCUUCGCGCGCAACCACCACCAGGCUGCAAAGAGCCAGCAGAAGCACCAGAGACAGGUUAGCUUCGGCCCCGACCCCGGCCCCAGCAGCACCAUUUGCGCUUGUUCGCGGUGCUUCAGCAGCGGCAGCAGCGGCAAGAACGUACCGAGUACGGGCAGUAGUGGUGCUAGCGGCAGGACCAGCACCGCCGGUAGCGGCAGCGCCACAGCACGUGCGUAA